AUGUCCAACCUGAACCGCACCACCAUCAACACUGCUGCCCCUGUGGUGCCCAACCCGGUGGUCCACACCCAGGCCACGCCCCUUGCUGGCGGCAUGCAGAACCUGUCGCUCAAGGACAAGGUGGUCCACGAGGCCGAGCGGGUGAUAAACCACGCGCCCAUCGUGGAGAAGCAGAUUGUCAACGAGCGACCGGUAGAGGUGAGACGCGAGCACCACGUCCAACCGAUCGUCCACGAGACUGAGCACCGCAUCCAGCCCAUCAUCAAGACUCAGGCCACCACCGAGCAGCCAAUCAUCGAAAAGGACCGGAAUGUCAUGCAGGCCCCCAUCAUCGAGCGUGCCGCCCUGCCCGCCGGCCUGGAGGCCGUCGAGCGCGCUGGCCCCGAGGGAAUCCUCCACAAGGCCAAGCUCGAGAAGCAGGUCGUGGUCGAGCACCCUGUCGAGGUGCGCCGCGAGCACCAUGUACAGCCCAUCAUCCACGAGCGCGAGCACCGCAUCCAGCCCAUCAUCAAGACCGAGGCCACCACCGAGCGCCCCGUGAUCGAGCAGGACCGGAAUGUCAUGCACGCGCCCAUCGUUGAGCGUGCCGCGCUGCCCGCCGGGCUCGAGGCUGUCGAGCGCGCCGGGGCCGAGGGUAUCGUCCACCGGGCCAAGCUCGAGAAGGACGUCGUCGUCGAGCACCCGGUCCAGGUCAAGCACGAGCGCCACAUCCAGCCCAUCAUCCACGAGCGCGAGCACCACAUCCAGCCCGUGGUGAAGACUGAGGUGACGGCCCAGCAGACCCACCUCCGUACCGAGAAGAACGUCAUGCUCCAGCCCAUCGUAGAGCGCGCCGCGCUGCCGGCCGGCCUUGAAGCGGUCGAGCGGGGAGGGGCCGAGGGAGUGAUCCACCGGGCCAAGCUUGAGAAGGAGGUCAUCAUCGAGCAUCCGGUCCAGGUCAAGCACGAGCGCCACAUCCAGCCCAUCAUCCACGAGCGCGAGCACCACAUCCAACCCAUCGUCAAGACUGAGGUCACCGCCGCUCGGCCCGUGAUCGAGCAGGAGCGCGAGGUGCUGCUCCCGCCCAUCAUCGAGCCCACUGUCCUGGUCAGCGGCCCGCGACUCAACGCGCUCCCGGCGAACACCGUCGUCAACACCGCUACGACCGGUCUCGCGGCCGAGCGCGGCCUGGCCCACACCCACAAGCACGGCGCCGACGUCCACGCCCACAAGCACGCCGACAUCCGCGACCAGAAGCUGGCCCACACCCACAAGCACGGCGCCGACGUUCACUCGCACAAGCACGCCGAUGUGAGCGACUCGACCGCGCACCACCAUGCGGGGGUGGGGCAGAAGCUCAAGGGCGCGCUGAAGGAGGUUCAGGGCACGAUCACGCGCAACCCGGCCAAGAAGGAGGAGGGCAAGAUGUUGAUGCACGGCACAGACUCCACGGCCACCUCAUCCGCCCGGACCGGCAUCUAA
Molecule: messenger RNA, 1461 nt
Organism: Acanthamoeba castellanii str. Neff
Lineage: Eukaryota; Discosea; Longamoebia; Acanthamoebidae
Exons: 2
Coding region: 1-1461 (486 amino acids)
Source: RefSeq, a predicted model, not a curated record